UUGUCCCUCGCUCUGUCGGGCUGCAUACCUCACCGGCAGGAAUGUGAUUGUGCUGCAGCUGAGGAGUCGUCAGACUUGUGGCUACAAGCACAAAGUCGAUUGCAUCACAUCCGAGAAGUGUGAUGCAGUGACAUUACAGAAGGCAGCAGGCGCACGAUGGCACUAUGUCUGCCUCUCGGCCUGCUAACAUGAGAGGCCCCCGGGUGAAGACCCCUCUCCUCCUGCUGCUGCUGCUGGUAUUGAUCUCUCUGACUGGGACAGCUUUGUGUCAAACAGAAGAUGACGAUGCAGGACUGGAGGCCAACGCACCAGAAGAGCACACAGAAGACUUGGAACCGACUGUUACCACAGAGACCACAGAGAUUCCCGUGGAUUCUGAUGCACCUCCAGCACCAGACCCUUCAUCCACAGAUGAUCAAGUUACAGAGGACAUAUACAAUGAUGGCUCAGGAACCGAUCACAACCAGUUUGACGAAAGCACAUUGGCAGGUAUAGAGCUCUCCGGCAUCACAGAGGAUCCCACACCAGGAGACGACGCAGAAAAUCUGGGUCCCAUCAUCAUCGCCGUCCUCGUGGUGCUGGUGGUCGUGAUCAUCGGCGUGAUAGUUUGUGGGAUUUUCAUCAGCCGCAAGUGGAACAGCAAAAAGAGAAACCAAGAGCUCAGAAAGGAAGAUCCAUAUCUGGAUGGAUCCAGCACAGAGAAGGUGCCAAUGCCCAUGUUUGAAGAAGACGUCCCCUCUGUACUGGAGCUGGAAAUGGAAGAGUUCGACCAAUGGAUGGCAAAAGACAGUGAAACAGCAGAGGACUCUAAUCAUGCAUGAUUCUAAUUAUGGUUAAAGAGAUGCUCUCCCACCAAACAAGGACACACAGUCGUCAGUGCAGCUUUGGCAACUUGGAUGUUCUGACCUUUCUACAACAAUCCAGCAACAUUUUCUCACUACAGGAGUUGAUUUAACUGCCUGGAAACAUCAUCAUGAGACUUUGGGGACACUCACAAUCAUGACUUUUGUUUUGAAAGCAAAACCUUCAGCAAGAAAGAUUAAUCUCAUCGUCUGCGGUGGAGAGCAACGUGCAACAGUUGGACCUUCUUGUGUUAAACAGUGGCUCUUUUUUCAUGUCAGUGAUCGGUGUUUUGCCAUCAUGCAUUUCUUCUGCUGUGCUUUGCCUGUUUUUAUUGUUUAUUGUACUACAGCAGGGAAAUGAAACGCAUUUUCUGUCUCGUAGAAUCAGUUCCAAAAACUGUCCCCAGCUGAUUCACACUGUUAAAGAGCAUGCGUCCGUCUUCAAGCCCAGCAAGUCAACACUCCUCGUCACCCCACACACAGACACGACUGCUCUCACUGGCUGCUGACGGCUUAUCUGCGGCUCACAGCCUCUUUAUUGUGUUACACUGCGUGACUCCCUGCAGCUGCAGGUCUUUUAAGGGGAAAUAUCCUGUUGAUGAUUGUAGGCAUGCAUGACAGAGAGGGCCACUCCUUCUUCAUGCCUGUGCAGAGUUGGUUCCCAGAAUGAGUUUUAUGGGGAAUGAGUUUUUAGUGAGACGCUGAUUGAGAUCUCAGAGUGUGAAAUCAGACGCCUUCUGUGUUUGAGUCUUUUUGAUAAAUCUCUGGAUUAGCUUUCCAAAAGCUGCUACUGAUAAGAUUUUGAUCUCACCAUAGAAUCAGACUGAAUACAUAUAAUGUCUCUACAGAUGCUCUAAGAUGUUUUUGUCCCCAGUCGUUACACUGAUCUAAAUGUGAGUACAAGUGUCUGUGAGGAUUUUGCAGAACCUUGCAUUGUAAAUAUGGGAAUACAGAAAACCAGAGGAUAUUAUUUUCACGGAGUGCCUUCUGUAAAUAUUUCAUAUGAGGCUGUAGUGGGUUUUUUUGUUUGCUGAUGAAGCUUUGAAUAAAAUUUCAAAGUCAAAUGUG
Molecule: messenger RNA, 1910 nt
Organism: Paralichthys olivaceus (Japanese flounder)
Lineage: Eukaryota; Metazoa; Chordata; Actinopteri; Pleuronectiformes; Paralichthyidae
Source: RefSeq, a predicted model, not a curated record